ACUGAUGCAGAAACAAACCCAGCUAAAGAAAAAUGUGUCCAACAAGCUCCAGACGAAAAAAGUAACGUCUGAAUUUCUGUCUUAGUAUUUAGCUGUUCUACAACAUGGAAGAAACACAACUGUUGUUACCACUUGGUUUGACUUCAAGGAUCAGUAAAGGCAUUUGUGAGCUUCAAGGAGAGCUACAUGAGUAGACACAACCUCAAAGCAUCACUGGAGGCAACAGACAAGCGGCGACUGUUACCAUGAUUGACCUGAGUUUCUUGACCAAAGACGAACAGGAAACUAUCCUGACUGUGCUGAAAAGAGAUGCUGAGCUAAAGCAGCUUGAGGACCAACGUGUCCAAAACCUGCAGAAGUCCGUGAUGAACAAAAGCCAGCUGAGAUACCUGACUGGAGAAUGGUUCUAUGAGACUAAGCAGCUUCGCCAUCAGGAUCGCAUCCAUGGCUCUGACAUCAUCAGGGCCUCCAUGAGGCGCACACAUAAACUGAAGACUAUACUGGAGCUCUCCCAAGUAUCGGCUGAGAAGUGCAGCUUUGUCAGCACCCAAAGCAAAGAAGUGUCCUUACCAGCUGUACGCUGUGGUGUCCUUCGAGAGCCUCACAUGGAGCUCAGCAAUAAUCACUAUCAAAAUCAGAACCUUGAUGAAACCCAACAAGAAACUCUGAAAUCAAAUUCUCGCAUGAAGCAGAUAAAAAAUCCGUUCAACAGCGAGCCUGCUUUUGAAGAAAAGGAGAGUCAGGGAUUGGAUGAAGCAGUGAAUCAAACCCAAACAAAGCAAUGUUACAGGAAGAGUUCCAGUCCCAUCACACCAGCCCUGAAACGGUUAUCCUCAAGGAGCAGGUCUUCAUCCAAAAGUCUGGAAAAUCUAACCCUAACCUCACAAACGAGGAACGACCAUCACUGCACGUGCAGCAGCACCCUUUAAAACUAAAUUAGUAACAUUAGUACAUACCACUGCAGUCACAAGCAGUGGCAGUCCACUGCAGCGUGUCAUAAUGCAGCUUAGCCUUUCUCUAUAGUUCAGAAGAAUGUAAAUGUGACUGCUCAGUAAUGGUAAAGAUUUUCAGAGGUACAACAAAAGAAAUCUUGACGCCACCUUUUUAGGUACUUUCUCAUGGUACCCAGAGAACCCAGUGUAAUUCAAGCGAAUGAAUGGAUCUAAGUAUGGACGGUAAUAAAGAUAAACAUGAGGUUUAUCUUUAUACACAGUUUUAUCAGGAUACAAAAGAUGGCUGAGCAGUGAUUUCAACAUCAGCAUACUUUUGUAUUUAUUGCAUUGCACGAUAUUAAAAUUCAUCUCUUCCUUUCAUUUUCCUCACUUCCACCAAAAGCCUCCAGCUCGAGGCUGAUGACAAGCAGUGUGUCAGAGCCCGUCCUUCUGUACAACAAGGUGAAUUAGCCUUAGUUGACUCGUGCAUGUUGAAUGGAGCUGUACAUUUACCAGCUUGAAGAGGUCUGAAUAAGAAGCUCAAAUGUGUCCAUCUGCCUUUAUCACUGAUGUGUUUGUGUUUGACCUGGUGUUUCUCUUUGCUUGAUCAGAUGGA
This is a messenger RNA of Oreochromis aureus, 1548 nucleotides long. Its product is annotated as synaptotagmin-like protein 2. Gene Ontology annotation, cellular component: plasma membrane; exocytic vesicle. Gene Ontology annotation, molecular function: small GTPase binding; neurexin family protein binding. The transcript is spliced from 6 exons. Bases 246 to 929 code for a protein of 227 amino acids. The record is from RefSeq and is a predicted model, not a curated record. Gene Ontology annotation, biological process: intracellular protein transport; exocytosis. Lineage: Eukaryota; Metazoa; Chordata; Actinopteri; Cichliformes; Cichlidae.